Messenger RNA from Drosophila melanogaster (fruit fly), 537 nucleotides. RefSeq lists its product as uncharacterized. NCBI's taxonomy places the organism in Eukaryota, Metazoa, Arthropoda, Insecta, Diptera, Drosophilidae. The record is from RefSeq and is marked reviewed. The coding region runs from base 1 to 537 and encodes 178 amino acids. The transcript is spliced from 2 exons.
AUGGGAACUUUAUUUUGGCUUUACUGUUUCCUAAUUCUAUAUUGCGUGGACUCAGCACAGCGAAACUUUCGAAUAGUCGUUGAUCAUAUCAGCACUAAGAUUUUCGAUACUAAGACCAUCGAAACUUUGGGUUGCCAAGUCGAUCAAAGUAGUAAUCGCAGCUAUGUAAAUUGUCAUAUGUUGCUAAAUCGUGAAGUUGGCAAAUUCGAUGCUCGAAACGUACUGGAUUUCGUUAGGCCAAAUGGUCAAGAAAUGAAGUUAUACGAAGGUCGAUUAGAUGCCUGCCUCCUACUGGGAAGUAUUCAAAAAAAUCGUUUAGUGAACAUAUAUUCCAAAACCUUUAAAAGAUUUUCCAACGUGGAGUGUCCUCUGAAAGCGAACUUCAACUACACCAUGAAAAAUCUUUAUAUGGACGAGCAGGAUUUUCCAUCAUUUGUGCCGUCUGGAACGUUCCGAUCCCUAAUCGAAUUUUAUCUUAAUCAAACUUUUAUAGCAUCACGAGCUAUUGCCCGCGGAAAAGUUAUGCCCAGGCUAUAA